UCAUAUAUACAAAUUGAAACUCCAUUUUAAUGAUACAGGAGUUGCCGAGACGUAAUCUAUAGGCCUAAUCUAUGUAGAGAGAUAAGUGAGCCAAGCAGUUUUAUAGCGAAUAGUGUAAAGUUAAUCACUUCGUUUUAACGCAAAAUGGCCUCUAUUGCAAAACUCCUCUCAUGCCGUUUUACAUCAAAAGGAGUGGAUGAGACGAUGAGAAUGCGGCAACGCUUGUAGCUUGGAUGGGAGAGGAGGAAAUAUACUUUUUUGGUUUAUAUGAUGCAUGGUGAUAAGGAAUAGGACGCCUCCCCCUCGAGGUCGCUGAAGUAACACCACAGCAAAACCAUCCCACUUGAUGUGGCAGGAUGUGCAGAGAUGCAAAGACAAGCUGAACUCACUGGCCAUCUCUGUAAUGAACCAGUGGCCAGGGGUUAAGCUGCGUGUGACAGAGGGCUGGGAUGAGGACGGUCACCAUUUUGAAGAAUCACUCCACUACGAGGGAAGAGCUGUUGAUAUCACCACCUCUGAUCGAGACAAGAGCAAAUAUGGCACACUCUCUCGGUUAGCUGUGGAAGCUGGAUUUGACUGGGUCUAUUACGAGUCCAAAGCCCACAUCCAUUGCUCUGUCAAAGCAGAAAAUUCGGUUGCGGCGAAAUCUGGAGGCUGCUUCCCAGGCUCGGCUCUGGUCUCGCUCAAAGACGGGGGACAGAAGGCCGUGAAGGACCUGAACCCAGGUGACAAGGUGCUAGCGGCGGACGGCGAUGGGAAGCUCAUGUACAGCGACUUCAUCGUGUUCACAGACCGAGACUCCGCGACGCGACGCGUGUUUUACGUGAUCGAAACUAAAGAACCCGUUGAAAAGAUCACCCUCACCGCUGCUCACCUCCUUUUUGUCCUCGACAACUCAACGGAUGAUCUGCACACCAUGACCGCCGCGUUUGCCAGCAGUGUCAGAGCCGGACAAAAGGUGAUGGUUGUUGAUGAUAGCGGUCAGCUUAAAUCUGUCAUCGUGGAGCGGAUAUACACGGAGGAGCACCAGGGCUCUUUCGCACCAGUGACUGCUCAUGGGACCAUUGUGGUCGACAGAAUACUGGCGUCCUGUUACGCCGUAAUAGAGGACCACAGUCUGGCGCAUUUGUCCUUCGCGCCCGUCAGGCUCUAUCAUAGCGUGGCAUCGGCCCUGUUCCCCAAAAACUUCAUCAGUCAGUCCAACGCGACUUUACAACAGGAGGGAGUCCACUGGUACUCCAAGCUCCUGUAUCAAAUGGGAACGUGGCUUUUGGACAGCCACAUGCUUCAUCCUUUGGGGAUGUCAGUAAACUCAAGCUGAAACCCUCGUAUGGAAAUAAAGCAAGAGAAAUCACACUAAUGUAGGAUCUAAGACAAUAUUAGUAGGCUACAAGCAAGACAGAAAGAGAGAGCGAUAGAGAAAUAAAGAAAGAGAGAGACAAAGGCCCCGAGAGGAGUUGGGAUAUUUAUUACAAUGACUUUAAAAGAAAUGUCAUUUUCAAAGAAUAAAUGGAGCCUUAAAAGUUUUCUUUGCAUAAUUUAUU
This is a messenger RNA of Sinocyclocheilus anshuiensis, 1544 nucleotides long. Its product is annotated as sonic hedgehog protein A-like. NCBI's taxonomy places the organism in Eukaryota, Metazoa, Chordata, Actinopteri, Cypriniformes, Cyprinidae. Gene Ontology annotation, biological process: cell-cell signaling; intein-mediated protein splicing; protein autoprocessing. The transcript is spliced from 5 exons. Gene Ontology annotation, molecular function: patched binding; calcium ion binding. The coding region runs from base 347 to 1321 and encodes 324 amino acids. The record is from RefSeq and is a predicted model, not a curated record.